This is a messenger RNA of Leptopilina boulardi, 3320 nucleotides long. RefSeq lists its product as uncharacterized. The transcript has 17 exons. The record is from RefSeq and is a predicted model, not a curated record. NCBI's taxonomy places the organism in Eukaryota, Metazoa, Arthropoda, Insecta, Hymenoptera, Figitidae. Bases 1449 to 3014 code for a protein of 521 amino acids.
UUAACAUCGAGAGAAUUCACAAUUAAUUUAAUAGAGCAAUUUGUAAUUUAUUCAUUAUAGAAAAUGUCUUUAAAGAAGUCUUCUUUCUUUUAUAUAUAUUCUACCUACCUGAUGUUUACGUUUUUUUUCUCUUCUGCUCACAAGAGAAAUAUAUAUGUGACACGAGAAAAGGGACCUUAUGGUAAAGAAAUUUUACUUUAUAUCUAGUGCUAGUUUUAUAUUGAUAAAAAGUUUCUAAUUAAUUAGGUAGAUUAAUUAAUUAAUUUUUACUAGGGAAUAAGUAAAAUAAUGAUGUAUAUAUAGAUUUAAUUAUAAUUAAAAUUAGUAUAAACUUUCGCUCUUUUAAUAAGUUUUUUCAAAAAUUCAAAAUAGUUCCAAAUAUAGUCACGUGACCCGAUGGUAGCGCUCCUAGUGUUCAUAAUUGGUAAUACUAAACAUUGCGCAGUGUUAAAUUUAAAUAGUCUCUGCUUAACCCGCAAGAGGUCAGUAGUGAAAAAGAAGAAAACGAAGAAGAAAUUAGAGAAAUUUCUUCCGUUUUGUCAAAUAGUUUUAUAAAUGUUUGUAAGUAGGUAUCAAGUGCAUUUGUUUAAAUUGAAAAAAGUUAUUAAAGUGUUAAAAUUUGAAAUUAUUAAGAUCAUUUUACUGUUGGUGAUGUUCAACAAUUAUCAUCAUUUCCAGCACUUUGGUUGCCAAGGGUCAGGAAAAUCAGGGAAUAAAAUGUACUGGAAAAAUAUCUAAAAAUGGUAAAAUAUAUUUAAAAGAAGAGGAAUAAUAAGAAGAAAAAGGAUAAUCUUCACUUCACUCUCCCCCUUUUAAAAGUUAAAAGCAACACCAAGAUGACAAAUAGUCCGACUGUCUGUAAACUUCAAGGUCGAGUGACGAAGAAACGUGCAGCACCUCCACCUCUGUGAGAACAGUGAAUUAUACAUGCCGGCACAAUUCAUAGAAAAAAAAAAGCAUGUUUGGUCUGCGAGACAACGCCUUUUUUUAUCGAAAUUACACACGAGGUUAUUGAACGAUGAAAGUGAGAGGACAGACUUAAGUUGAAAAAAAAGAGAUAAAUAAAAAAAAAUGUACAUGGAUUCUAUACCUGCGGCAAUUUACAAAUACGGGUCGAAUAUGUAAUCAUGCAAAUCCAAGAUCAUCGAUAGACAAUUCAAAUGCUGUAAAGUAAUUAAUAUAUGGAGAAUACUUAACUAGUUCUAAUUUAUAAAUUACUUCAUACAUAUAAUUUAGAGGGGAAAAAAAUUAUAUUUUCUACAGUAAAUAUCUAGAAAUUUGAACUAUGGACCGAAGGAUAAAAAAAAUCAAGGAUAAAACAGAAAUUUGGACUAUGGACCAAGGAUUAAAUUAAAAGAUGAAAGAAAUCAAGGAUGAAAUAGUGGCGACACUGCUAUGCACAACGACGAUGCCCGUUCGUCGUGUUCGCGAGCACAUGUCCAAUCCCGAUGGAGUUAAAUGGGAACGCGAGAGUGAAACGCCAAUCCUGGCUGAAAGAAACCUCGGGAGGAUUAAAAACUACAAGGAGAAUGGCAAAAAAAUCUCAGCCAGCAGCACUUCAAGCAGAAGUUUCAACUGAUGAUGAAUGGGACAAAAUUUUAGAAAAAGAUGGUUUACUAGUUGCAGACAUUUAUUCCGAGUGGAGUGGACCCUGCACUGGAAUGGUUAGCAUUUUGAAGAAAAUCAAAAUGGAAAUAGGAGGCGAUACACUCAACUAUGCCAUUGUUAAGUGUGACAACAUCACGUCUUUAGAACGUUUCAGAGGCAAAAGUGAACCAACUUGGAUGAUUAUUCACAAUGGUCAAAUGGUGAAUCUUGUAUUUGGUGCCAAUUGUCCAGAACUUUUGAGGGUUUUAAAUAUUGAAUUAGAAAGAGUACAAAAAGGAGAACCACACGAUUUUAGCAUUCCAGUCUCUCAGAGAAGUCCAGAAGAAGAAAAUAGACUAAAAAUAAUAGAAGAAUCAAAAUUAGCGAAAGAAACUGCAAAAAAAGCACAAAGAGAAGCUGAAGCAAAGGCCAAAUAUGAAGAUGAAAUACAUCAUUUAACAGUAUCAUUGAAAGGUGAAACUUGUCUAUUAUUAUAUCCAUGGAUUUUAAAAGAUGAAGAAGGACAUAGACGUGAUAAAAAAUCUAGUCCACCUUAUGUUGAACUUGUAGAGGAAAUUUUACCCGAAAAUUUCAGUAUUGAACAAGAAUUUAGAAAGUCUGUUGAUGAAAAUAUGUUGAACGAAAUGUUUAAAGAAUCGGACUAUAAAAUACCAAAAGAAGACGAAAUAUUAAUGUUAGAUGGAAAAUGUAUUUUUAUGCGUCUAAAAAUCAAUGAAAAAAAAUCUGAACUUCAUGUUGAAAAACAUUUAAUUGGUCUUUUAUUUGGAGAACCAAAUUUUCCCCAAGUUGGUCAAGAAUUAAUAGAAGGAUCUUAUGUUCAUAAACAUCAGCCAAGUGUGAUACCAAUUGACAGAGAAAAUCGCAUUUUUCCCAUUGUAUGGACACCAUUAAAUUCACGAAAUAAAGCCUUGGUAUUCAAAUUAAUUUUUCGCAAAUAUUUGGAUUCUACAUAUCCCUAUGAAGAUAAGACCUACAAAAUUCCUAUAAUUGUCUUCAAAUACGAUAGUACGAGAAAAAAUGAAUUGAAAGUAGUUGUAGAAAUUUAUAAUUCAGAAAUUGUCCAUUUUGGAGUAUUUGAACGAGAUAAACCACCUGAAGCAAAAUUAAUAGCCACAUCUAUUGAAGAAUUUGAAUCGAUUAAUUGUGAAAAAACAAGCUACGAAACGUUUGUUUGCGCUGUAAAAAAAGUUGGUUCGGAAGCAUUUUUGGCAUUUGCCGGUAUUGGUCCUUAUCAUGUGAGCGAAAAUCCAGAGAAAGCUAUUGAAGAAUCAAAAUUAUAUUUCCCAACUGUGACAUUUACAGAAGAUCCACCAUCUGAUGAUGAAGAAAAAUUGGAGGAACUCGAAGAUGGAAAAUUAGAUUCAGAAAUGGUAAUUAUAUUAAUUUUAAAUAUUAAUCUAGAUUAAACAUGAUUUUUUUCUUUUUUACAUUUCAGAAAAACGAAGAUACUAAAGGACAUUAAAAUGUAAUUAUACAUUUAAAAAAAAAAUUGCGAUAUUUAAUAAAAUUUCUAUAACUAAAAAAUUGAGUUUAAUUAAUUUAAAAAAAAAAAUAGAAGACUGAUUUUUGAAAGAAAUUGUAACACAAUUGCCAAUAUUUAUUUUCCACUGACCUUAUACAAAGAGAACAUAAAGAUAAAAAAUGCCUUGUAAGAGGUUUGUAGUACAAUAAAUUUCGGCGAUGGAUUAAAUUACUUCUUGUAACCGCAGCUA